Tinamus guttatus (white-throated tinamou) is the source of this 1395-nucleotide messenger RNA. Lineage: Eukaryota; Metazoa; Chordata; Aves; Tinamiformes; Tinamidae. The record is from RefSeq and is a predicted model, not a curated record.
AUGCGUGGGGCUGCAUUUCCAUCUCCUGCUGCCGAGAUGGCAGAAAUUAAUCGCCUUCAGUAUGAGAUGGAAUACACCGAAGGAAUCAGUCAGCGCAUGAGGGUCCCAGAGAAACUCAAAGUAGCUCCUCCAAAUGCCGACCUUGAGAAGGGUGUCCAAGAAGGAUUUCCAAAUGCCAGUGUAACUAUGCAGGUGCCAGAGCGGAUUGUAGUGGCAGGUAACAGUGAAGACAUUCCAUUUUCCAGACCACCAGACCUUGACCUUCUUCAGUCUACUCCAUUCAAACCACUGGCAUUGAAAACUCCUCCUCGUGUUAUUUCUCUUAGUGAUCGACCACUAGAUUUUUUGGACUUGGAAAGACCCCCGCAGCAGACACCUCAAAAUGAAGAGGCCCGCUCGGUGGGAAGGCUGAAGCGAGAGCGCUCCAUGAGUGAAAAUGCUGCCCGGCAGAACGGCCAGCUGGCCCGAAAUGAUUCCAUGUUGCACAGAUCAGACACUGUCCCAAGAAAUAAAAUGCCACGGUUCCAGUCACCUCUUUCGACUAAGGAUUGCACUGUGACACCAUCACUGCAACAGGCUCGUGUCUGUCCUCCCAAUAUGUUACCUGAAGAUGGGACUAAUCUUUACUCUGCUCGUGGCAUUUUGUCGUUUAUCCAGUCUUCCACUCGUAGGGCUUACCAGCAGGUCUUGGAUGUGCUGGAUGAAAAUCGCAGGCCAGUGUUACGUGGUGGGUCAGCUGCUACCACUUCCUCUAACCCUCAUCAUGACAACACCAGAUAUGGUCUUUCCAACCUGGAUACUGCACUGGAGGGGACACCAGAUGACAUGACAGCUGUGGAUGCCGCCUCCUUAAGAAGACAGAUAAUCAAACUUAAUCGACGUCUACAACUUCUGGAAGAAGAAAAUAAAGAACGUGCUAAAAGAGAAAUGAUCAUGUACUCGAUUACUGUAGCUUUCUGGCUACUCAAUAGCUGGCUUUGGUUUCGGCGCUAGACACAGCUCUCCAGAGGAUUUAAUAGUUGAAAAUAUUUAAAAAAUGCAAAAUUAUUUGGUUUGUUUCUGAAUUGUAUGCUGUUUUAUAAUUCAUACACUGGAAAACGCACCACAGAGAAAGGCAAUAGAAUUGCAGUGUUAAAGGGACACGUGUUGUUCAGUUAUGCUGUAUUUAACAGAUUUGCAUUGCAAAUACUUGCAGUAUCCUCCCUUUGCAUGCUUCAGUGUAAAUAUGGAUCAGAUGAUUUAAAAACGAAAUUUGCUUCUUGCAGUGUAAGGACAGUGACCUGCAGAAAUAAUCACUGGAUGUUUUGUUGUGGGAAGAGAACAAAAGGCAUGGCUUUGGAGAAAAAAAAAAAGGUUUAAAAAAGAUUUUUUUUUAUUGUUCUGUUGUUAAGAGAC